AUGUUUCAGAUUGAGGUUUCCGAUCGAAAACAGGUCGAGGUGCCCACUUGUUGGGGCGUCGGCGAAGGCGGCAAGGAGACGAACAAACCCAAGGAAAUACUCCAAGGAGGCGGCUUGCUCCCACUUGGAGGCGUCGAAAACCAUGGUAUGAAACCGAGAGCCCGCUAACUUUUUCAUGCAAUUUUUUUCAAAAGUCGAAAAGAACUUAAAAAUUCGUCAUCCACUAUGCUCGUUUUUCGAAACAGAUUUUUGUUAUUUUUUCUGAAAAUAACGUUGUUUUCUGAUAUUUGAAGAACCCCUUGAAAAUAACAUUUCGAAUCCGUUUGUGAUGUAGUUGAUGCCAUAAAUCGCGCCGAUUCUUUUAAACUUUUUUAUUGAGUUUACUUUCCUCUGAACCAACUAUCUUCGCUUUUUUUCCUUUAAAUACAUGAAAGAAUGAAAAUAACAAAAAAAUUGAACUUCAGAGGGAAAAACUAAGAUGAAAAAAAUCGGUUUUAAAAAUAAUUUGCUUACUUUGAUAGUACCUGAGCUGAAAUUUGUAGAUGAUUUCGUGUUAAGUAAAAAUCUUUUAUUGAAAAAAACUAAUAUAAAAAGCUCAGUUAAGAACCAAAGCAACUUAUUAUUUUUUUAUUGAGAACAUUCAGGAGGCUACAAAGGUUAUGGUCUUUGUUCCAUGGUGGAAAUCUUCUGCGGAAUCCUUGCCGGGGCUCAUUGGGGACCGCAUGUUCGCAAAUGGAUGAGCUCGGCUUCCGAUGCCGACCUUGUCAGUUACGAUUCUUUAAAAACAGUUUUUCUUUCCUGAUAAUGUACCCACGAGGAUAUUUUUCCCCAAUUUGUAGGGCCAAUGUUUUGUCGCCAUCGAUCCUGAGGCGUUCGCUCCAGGUUUCGCUGAGCGCAUGAAGGAAUUCAUUGACACGAUGCGCGAUUUACCAAAGGUUGGUGUUGCUUUUUUCACUUGCACUGCAAAUUUAAGACAGAAAACUACAGAAGAUUUUAGGCAGACCCGUCUAAACCCGUGUUGGUGGCCGGCGAUCCAGAGAAAGAGCACGAAAAACUUGUCGAGAAACUCGGCGGCAUCCCUUAUCACGUCAACCAAAUCAAAUUCAUUGUAUGAAUUACUUCUCCCGCCAUUGAAAUUACUUCUUCUGUUUUCAGAGCGAAAUGGCUGACAAGUUGGACGUUGCGAUGCCAAAAAUCCUGUGA
Molecule: messenger RNA, 1203 nt
Organism: Caenorhabditis auriculariae
Lineage: Eukaryota; Metazoa; Nematoda; Chromadorea; Rhabditida; Rhabditidae
Source: the annotation of a GenBank genome assembly